CAUGUGGCAGUACGGUAGAGAAAAGGUAAAUUAAAGAGGUGUUAAAGGGAAGAGAGGGUGUCAUUGGGGUAUAGACUACAAUAACACUAAUGGCCAAGAAAAGUAUAGCUAUGUCUUUAUUAGAGAAAUAAACUAUGCAAAAAGAAGGGGAACACUCCUUGUAUAUAUAUUUGAUUCUUGUUCAGUAAUAUUUCAUACAAACGCAAUCCUCACAAAUUCUCUCUUUUACAAAUAAUACAACCAGCCACAUAUAAUGGUGACCAAGAAACCAAAAGUAGUGAUAAUUGGGGCAGGAAUGGCUGGUCUAACAGCUGCUAACAAACUCUAUACAACAGAACUGUUAGAUUUGUGUGUAGUUGAGGGUGGAAAUAGGAUUGGUGGAAGGAUAAACACCUCAGAGUUUUUUGGUGAUAGGAUUGAGAUGGGUGCUACUUGGAUCCAUGGAAUUGGUGGCAGUCCUGUUUACAACAUUGCUCAACAUAUUAACUCACUGCAAUCUGAUCAGCCUUGGGAGUGUAUGGAUGGACUCUUGGAAACUGAAGUAGUCACAAUAUCUGAACAUGGAUAUGGGCUUAAUCCUUCCCUUGUUGAUCCCAUCACAAAUCUUUUCAACAAACUCAUGGAUUUUGCUCAAGGGAAAUUAGUCCUUGAAGAUGAAAAUAUUGCUAAAUCAUCCAAUGGUGGAAAUCUCAAUAUGAGUCUUGGUUCUUUCCUUAGGAGAGGCCUUGAUGCUUAUUGGGAUUCAGUGAAAGAUGACAAUAAGGAUAUUGAGUUAGAUAAAUGGAGAAAAAGAUCACUUGAACAAGGCGUUUUCGCGAUGUUUGAGAAUAUACAGAGGACUUAUACAUCAGCUGGUGAUUUGCAAAUGCUAGAUUUCAAUGCAGAAAGCGAGUAUCGCAUGUUUCCUGGAGAAGAAAUAACCAUUGCUAAAGGUUAUUUAUCGGUGAUCGAAGCUUUGGCCUCUGUUCUACCAGCUGGUUUGAUCCAACUAGGCCGAAAAGUGUCAAAGAUUGAGUGGCAGCCUGACGAAUCACUCGAAAUUGAAAAUGGUACUAGUAAUAAGCCAGUGAAGCUACAUUUUGUUGAUGGAUCAAUCAUGUAUGCUGAUCAUGUUAUAGUUACAGUAUCACUUGGAGUUCUAAAACAGGGAAUACACCAAGAUUCUGGUAUGUUUAAUCCCCCACUUCCUAGUUUCAAGACUCAAGCAAUCUCAAGGCUUGGUUUUGGUGUUGUCAACAAGCUAUUCUUGAAACUACAUCCAACCCAUGAUGAAGAAUAUGCCAUAAAUUUCCCCUACCUGCAAAUGGUAUUCAAUCAGUCAGAACCAAACCCAAAAAUUCCUUGGUGGAUGAGGAGGACAGCCAAUUUGUCUCCAAUUUAUGGCAAGUCAAAUGUUUUGUUAUCAUGGUUUGCAGGUAAAGAAGCUCUUGAGUUGGAAUCUCUUGAUGAUGAGGAGAUCAUUGAUGGGUUCUCAAAAACUAUCUCUAGCUUCCUUUUAAACUCAAAGCAUUUCAAGCAAUCCAAUGACUUGUGCAAUGGGCAUGCAAAUGAGAGUAGCUUUAAAGUGGAAAAGGUGUUAAAGAGCCAAUGGGGAACUGAUCCACUUUUCUUGGGUUCAUAUAGUUAUGUAGCAGUUGGAUCAAGUGGAGAUGAUUUGGAUGCUAUGGCUGAGCCUUUGCCAAAAAGGACAACCAUUCAUUCAAAUAUUUGUUCUACUCCACUUCAAAUUCUGUUUGCAGGGGAAGCAACACAUAGAACCCACUAUUCAACAACUCACGGUGCUUACUUUAGUGGCCUUAGAGAAGCCAAUAGGCUUCUUCACCACUAUCAUUGUAUUGAUAUAUGAAAAAAAGUUUGUUCUCAAUAGAACCUAGGCAGGUCACGUUGUCUUUGUGUGACUAUAGGUCACGGCUUAGAGCGGUGGAAGCAGCCACUAAUGCUUGCAUUAGGGUAGACUGUCUACAUCACACCCUUUGAGAUGCGGCUCUUUUCAGGACCCUAUUAAGACGGAAUGCUUUGUGCACCGGGCUAACCUUUUUUUUAGAACCUAGGCAGGUCUUUUCCUUGCUUUCGUUUUUUUUUUUUCUCCUGUGACCAUUAGUAUUCCUCAUUAUUUUCUACACUUGUUUGGAAAAAAGAAGAAGAUGUUUGCUAUUUCAAUCUAUGAUGGGGAUUUGAGAGAAAAAGGGGAAGUGGAACAGGUCUGGAAGGAAACAGAAAAGGAGAGGAGGACAUUUCCUGAUGUAGUGAUGAAUGAAUUGAAAGAUCUCCUUUUCAAUUUUCUAUUGCUUUCAAUGUGUUUGUGAUUAAUUUCUUUUCCUCUCCUAUUAUUUGAGGGUUCUUGCUCUAUUAAAGCAAAUUAGUUGAUUAUGCUUGGGUACUUACAAUUAUUUGAAAGAUAAAGGUAAAGAAGAAGGAGCUAGCUUUGUAUCUCAUCAUAUUUGGUCCAUCUUUGUGGAGUCUCCUUUAGGAUGGUCAGUUGACAGGAUCCGAUAAAACCGGCCAUAGCCAACUAGAAUAUUUCUCUCUUGUAAAAGUAUUUUUCUUUGUUGGAAUUAAUGCAUUCACAAGGAUACUAUCCUUGACUUUUAUGUUUUUUAGGGGUUC
Messenger RNA from Lycium barbarum (goji berry), 2607 nucleotides. Its product is annotated as probable polyamine oxidase 5. NCBI's taxonomy places the organism in Eukaryota, Viridiplantae, Streptophyta, Magnoliopsida, Solanales, Solanaceae. Gene Ontology annotation, molecular function: polyamine oxidase activity. The record is from RefSeq and is a predicted model, not a curated record. The transcript has a single exon. The coding region runs from base 254 to 1846 and encodes 530 amino acids.